Messenger RNA from Enhydra lutris kenyoni (northern sea otter), 951 nucleotides. RefSeq names its product ras related dexamethasone induced 1. Gene Ontology annotation, molecular function: GTPase activity; GTP binding. The transcript has 2 exons. Lineage: Eukaryota; Metazoa; Chordata; Mammalia; Carnivora; Mustelidae. Bases 74 to 913 code for a protein of 279 amino acids. The record is from RefSeq and is a predicted model, not a curated record.
CGCCAGCUCCGCGCCCCCGGCCGCUCUCCGCGCUUCUCUCGGCCCCGCUCCCGCCCCUGCGGCCCUCCGCCAAAUGAAACUGGCCGCGAUGAUCAAGAAGAUGUGCCCGAGCGACUCGGAGCUGAGUAUCCCGGCCAAGAACUGCUACCGCAUGGUCAUCCUCGGUUCGUCCAAGGUGGGCAAGACGGCCAUCGUGUCGCGCUUCCUCACGGGCCGCUUCGAGGACGCCUACACGCCCACCAUCGAGGACUUCCACCGCAAGUUCUACUCCAUCCGCGGCGAGGUCUACCAGCUCGACAUUCUCGACACGUCCGGCAACCACCCGUUCCCCGCCAUGCGGCGCCUCUCCAUCCUCACUGGAGACGUUUUCAUCCUGGUGUUCAGCCUGGACAACCGCGACUCCUUCGAGGAGGUGCAGAGGCUCAAGCAGCAGAUCCUCGACACCAAGUCUUGCCUCAAGAACAAAACCAAGGAGAACGUGGACGUGCCGUUGGUCAUCUGUGGCAACAAGGGGGACCGGGACUUCUACCGCGAGGUGGAGCAGCGCGAGAUCGAGCAGCUGGUGGGCGACGACCCCCAGCGCUGCGCCUACUUCGAGAUCUCGGCCAAGAAGAACAGCAGCCUGGACCAGAUGUUCCGGGCGCUCUUCGCCAUGGCCAAGCUGCCCAGCGAGAUGAGCCCGGACCUGCACCGCAAGGUGUCCGUGCAGUACUGCGACGUGCUGCACAAGAAGGCAUUGCGGAACAAGAAGCUGCUGCGAGCCGGCAGCGGCGGCGGGGACCCCGGCGACGCCUUCGGCAUCGUGGCGCCCUUCGCGCGCCGGCCCAGCGUGCACAGCGACCUCAUGUACAUCCGCGAGAAGGCCAGCGGCGGCAGCCAGGCCAAGGACAAGGAGCGCUGCGUCAUCAGCUAGGAGCCUCCCCCCACCCCCAGCCCCCCGCGCCGGCGACA